Messenger RNA from Bufo bufo (common toad), 1923 nucleotides. Its product is annotated as cytochrome P450 2K4-like. Gene Ontology annotation, molecular function: oxidoreductase activity, acting on paired donors, with incorporation or reduction of molecular oxygen, reduced flavin or flavoprotein as one donor, and incorporation of one atom of oxygen; heme binding; iron ion binding. Lineage: Eukaryota; Metazoa; Chordata; Amphibia; Anura; Bufonidae. The coding region runs from base 21 to 1523 and encodes 500 amino acids. Gene Ontology annotation, biological process: xenobiotic metabolic process. Gene Ontology annotation, cellular component: cytoplasm; intracellular membrane-bounded organelle. The record is from RefSeq and is a predicted model, not a curated record. The transcript has 9 exons.
AUUCCUGACCGUGCUUCACUAUGGCUUUUAUUGCCUACUUUUUGACUAGAGUCGAUGUGUUAAUAUAUUUUGCAAUUUGUGUUGCACUGUUCAUCUACUGGAGGAAUGGAUCUAAGAAGAGCACUCCAAACAUGCCUCCCGGACCUACCCCUCUCCCUUUCAUUGGUAACAUUAACCUGUUGGACCUCAAUCGGCUACACAACUCAUUGAUGGAGCUGUCUGAGAAAUAUGGGGAAAUCUAUACUCUGCAUGUAGGAAACAGAAAAUUAGUGGUACUUUCUGGAUAUAAGACUGUGAAGGAAGCACUUGUCACCCGAGCUGAAGAUUUUGGAGAAAGAGCAAAUACUCCAAUAUUUGACUUAGCCUCAAACAAACAUGGUGUAAUAUUUUCCAAUGGAGAACUAUGGAAAUCUAUGAGGAGGUUCACAUUAUCAACACUUCGAGACUUUGGAAUGGGGAAGAAAUCCGUAGAAGCCAAAAUACAAGAUGAAGUAAUUGCCCUUACAGAAAGCUUUAAAUCUCUUAAUGGCAAACCAUUCAAUCCACACCUGUUAGUAAACAGUGCAGUAUCCAAUGUAAUCUGCUCGAUUAUCUUUGGGAACAGGUUUGAGUAUGAUGACCCAACAUUUGGAAAAUUAAUCAGAUUAUUAGAUGAAAAUGCCAAACUGUUGGGUACACGCAAAAUGGUGCUUUAUAAUUAUUAUCCCUUCAUUGGAUCACUUCUGGGCCUGCACAACAAAGUAAUGCAGAACAUACAAAAUCUAAAAGAUUUUAUUCUAAACUUUGUAAAGAAACGAAGAGUAGAGUUCAGUGCCAAUGACAUCACCGGAUACAUCGAUGCAUAUCUUAUGAAACAGGAACAGGAGUCAACAAAAUCUGAGACAUAUUUUGAUGAGGAGAAUUUGAUUUCUGCAGUCCUGGAUCUUUUCGCCGCUGGUACUGAAACUACAUCUACAACGAUCCGCUGGGGAAUUUUGUUGAUGAUGAAGUACCCGGAGAUUCAAAAGAGGGUACAGGAUGAAAUUAAAACACAUCUUAAACCAGGACAGUUGCCGACAGUAGAAGAUAGAAAGAAAAUGCCUUAUACUGAUGCAGUGAUACAUGAACUACAAAGGUUUGGCAAUAUUGUUCCACUGAACCUGCCACACACGACUCCAAAAGAUGUCUAUUUUCGGGGUUACUGUAUCCCAAAAGGUACAGAGGUUAUUCCAUUGCUGACAUCAGUUCUGUAUGACAAGACUCAAUGGGAAACUCCAUAUCAGUUUAAUCCUAAUCACUUUUUGGAUAAAGAUGGAAAAUUUGUCCGAAAUGAUGCAUUUAUGCCUUUCUCAGCAGGAAGAAGAGCUUGUGCUGGGGAAAGCUUAGCCAAGAUGGAACUUUUCCUGUUCUUCACUGCACUUCUUCAGGCGUUUACUUUCUAUCCACCACCAGGAGUUUCCAGAGAAGAUUUGAACCUCGUUCCCGGCAUUGGAUUCACAUUGGUCCCCACACCAUACAAGACUUGUGCCAAGCUAAACUAUUAGUGCAUGCAGAACAAGCAAGACAACACAAAAGAUAAUGCUGCUGUUGAUUAUAUUUUUCAAUCAGAUUUUAUGUAGUAGUUUUUUUAUGUCAUUUUCACAUAUUUUAGGGUUAAACAGGUAUGUUAUUCAACCAAACAAUGCACGACUGUAUAAUCAUAGUGCUGAUUACCCAACAAAUGUUUGGUCUUUUAUUGAGGGAUCAACUCUUGUUCGUGGUAAUAAAAAUGUAUAAACAGCGUAUGUGCUGCAAGCAAACUGAACCUGUAUGGGAUCGAACAAUGGUAUUUCCCAUUGUUUUUUCUCAUACUAACCAGACACCAGUUAUCCUAAUGUACCUUAAUCGGAAGUUGUUGUUUAGUUUCAGUGGCAUUGAUAGCUUUGCUAAAAUGUAUCUCCAACC